UGUGGGAAGAAAACCCUCUGCGCUUGCAGAGUUGUCCAUAUCUUGAUAAGGCAACAGUUAAUUUAUGAAGUUGGCUCUUGAACCUGAUCUACAAUGGAAAAACUGCUUUUGUAUCUGCUGUUCAUUGGCAUAACAGUGAGAGCUCAGAUCUGCCCAAAGCGCUGUGUCUGUCAGAUUUUGUCUCCGAAUCUUGCAACCCUUUGUGCCAAGAAAGGGCUCUUAUUUGUUCCACCAAACAUUGACAGGAGGACUGUGGAAUUACGGCUGGCAGACAACUUUGUUACAAAUAUUAAAAGGAAAGACUUUGCCAAUAUGACCAGCCUUGUGGACCUGACGUUAUCCAGGAAUACAAUAAGUUUUAUUACACCUCACGCAUUUGCUGACUUGCGCAAUUUGCGGGCUUUGCAUUUGAACAGCAACCGAUUGACUAAGAUCACCAAUGACAUGUUCAGUGGACUCUCCAACCUUCAUCACUUGAUACUUAACAACAACCAGCUGACUUUAAUUUCUUCCACAGCUUUCGAUGAUGUUUUAGCUCUUGAGGAAUUGGAUUUGUCUUAUAACAAUCUGGAAACCAUCCCGUGGGAUGCUGUGGAGAAGAUGGUUAGUUUGCACACUCUCAGUCUAGACCACAAUAUGAUUGACCAUAUUCCUAAAGGGACCUUCUCCCACCUCCACAAGAUGACCAGGUUAGAUGUCACUUCUAACAAACUGCAGAAGCUACCACCUGAUCCUCUCUUUCAGCGAGCUCAGGUACUAGCAACCUCAGGAAUUAUCAGCCCCUCUACUUUUGCAUUAAGCUUUGGUGGAAACCCUUUGCAUUGCAAUUGUGAGCUUUUGUGGCUGAGGCGUCUUUCCAGAGAAGAUGACCUGGAGACCUGUGCUUCUCCUCCGCUCUUGUCUGGUCGGUACUUUUGGUCAAUCCCAGAGGAAGAGUUCCUAUGUGAGCCUCCCCUCAUUACUAGGCACACCCAUGAGCUGAGAGUCCUGGAGGGCCAAAGGGCAACACUGCGUUGUAAGGCCCGAGGGGAUCCAGAACCCGCAAUUCACUGGAUUUCACCUGAGAGCAAACUUAUUUCAAAUGCAACAAGGUCUUUGGUGUACGAUAAUGGAACGCUAGACAUCCUUAUAACGACUGUAAAGGAUACAGGUUCUUUCACCUGCAUUGCUUCCAAUCCAGCUGGGGAAGCCACACAAACUGUGGACCUUCAUAUAAUCAAACUCCCUCAUUUGCUGAAUAGUACUAAUCACAUCCAUGAGCCGGACCCUGGUUCCUCAGAUAUCUCAACUUCCACCAAGUCAGGCUCUAAUGCAAGCAGUAGUAAUGGGGAAACUAAAAUCAGCCAAGAUAAGAAGGUAGUAGUGGCAGAAGCAACAUCGUCGACUGCUCUGCUGAAAUUUAAUUUUCAAAGAAAUAUACCUGGAAUACGUAUGUUUCAAAUCCAGUACAAUGGUACUUACGAUGACUCACUCGUUUACAGAAUGAUACCUCCCACAAGCAAAAGCUUUCUGGUCAACAACCUGGCCGCUGGGACUGUGUAUGACCUGUGCGUCUUGGCCAUCUACGAUGACGGGAUCACCUCACUCACUGCCACCAGGGUUGUGGGGUGCACGCAGUUCACGACCGAGCAGGAUUACGUGCGCUGCCAUUUCAUGCAGUCCCAGUUCCUGGGUGGGACCAUGAUUAUCAUCAUCGGUGGGAUUAUUGUGGCCUCCGUGCUCGUGUUCAUCAUCAUCCUCAUGAUCCGCUACAAGGUGUGUAACAACAACGGGCAGCAGAAGGCAACCAAGGUGAGCAACGUGUACUCACAGACCAAUGGGGCGCAGAUCCAAGGCUGCAGCGGGGUGCUGUCCCAGUCGAUGUCCAAACAGGCGGUGGGGCACGAGGAGAGCAUCCAGUGCUGCAGAGCUCCCGCUGAGGCGGUGGCGCCGCUGUCAGACACUUGCUCGAGCCAGGACUCCACCACCACUACCUCUGCUUUGCCUCACACGUGGACUUCUAGCACUUCUGUCUCACAAAAGCAGAAGCGAAAGCCUGGGCCAAAGCCAAGCAGCGAGCCGCCGAGUGAAGCUGUCACGAAUAUCGAGUCCCAAAACACUAACAGAAAUAACUCCACGGCUCUGCAGUUAGCUAGCCGUCCCCCUGGCUCUGUCAAAGGGGCCCCCACGUACAAAAGAGCACAAUCAAAGCCAAGUAAGUUUCUCACUUUGCCAGCUGACACAUCCAGAGCAAAGCGCAGGUUCUCCCUGAAUGGAGAAUUAAUGGAAUACCAUUGUCACGGUAACUCCCCGAACGCAGGUGGAUUAUGGUCUAAAAGGAGCAUGUCUAUGAAUGGGAUGCUAAUGCAGUCAGACAGUUCUGAUGUGGAUAGUGGAAAAGCAACUUUCUCGAGUUCUGAGUGGAUAUUGGAAAGCACUGUGUGACCUGCUUUUUUAAUUUUUAUUUUAAUGAAAAACAAAACACCAAACGUUGUGUGAAACUCCCUCUCCUGGGAAAUUGGAUUUGGAAUUCCACUGUUGUCUCGCUGAUUAAAGCCUUGUUCAUGCAGGGUUCUGUAUAAGCCACCCAGUGCACACCGACCCGUUUUUAGUUAAUUUUCAUUUUAUUUCAUUUAAUAACAAAACCGAAGGCAACAUUCAGAGAUUAAAAAAAAAAUACAAAAAAAAAAUUAAGGGGUGAAAAAAGCAUGAAACAGCACCAGUGCCUUCCCUACUCUAGGACUGGCUUCCUGGUUCUGCAGUAGCAGAAAACAAAAGAGAGAGUUUUCACAGAAAAAGCCUUUUAUAAAGGAAAUGAAAUUUCCUCCAAGCUAACAUAUAACCACUUCUGGAUCAAUCAGUAAAACGGUAUUUUUUAAAACGGUCAGACUGUAUAUUUCUUUUCAGUGACAAUGGUGUUGCCUUUGUUUUUAGGCAAAUGCUGUACAGAAACAACAACGCCGUGUUGUUAUGUUGUGUAAAAUAAAAUAUUCACUCUGUACCCA
Molecule: messenger RNA, 2984 nt
Organism: Struthio camelus australis
Lineage: Eukaryota; Metazoa; Chordata; Aves; Struthioniformes; Struthionidae
Gene: LRFN5
Product: leucine rich repeat and fibronectin type III domain containing 5
Biological process (GO): synaptic membrane adhesion; regulation of presynapse assembly
Cellular component (GO): postsynaptic density membrane; glutamatergic synapse; GABA-ergic synapse
Molecular function (GO): protein binding
Source: RefSeq, a predicted model, not a curated record